AUGUUCCAACCAUUUGUCCAUCCAUUCGUCUUCAUUCCAUCGAAAGAUGAAAUAUUACUACUCCAAUGUUCACAACAUUCAAUCACUUCGACAAUAUUACUACACUCUUCCAAUCAUUAUCAUUCACAACAUCGUCAUCGCAUAAGGCCAACUGAUGGAACAAAAGGGCGUGGCAAUGGCAUUUGUGUCAUUGGUGGGACCGUAGAUGAUAAGGCGGGGCUGGAGAGAGCCGCGGAAAUCGAUAUAAAAUGA
This is a messenger RNA of Cercopithifilaria johnstoni, 252 nucleotides long. The record is from the annotation of a GenBank genome assembly. NCBI's taxonomy places the organism in Eukaryota, Metazoa, Nematoda, Chromadorea, Rhabditida, Onchocercidae.